Molecule: messenger RNA, 1318 nt
Organism: Lingula anatina
Lineage: Eukaryota; Metazoa; Brachiopoda; Lingulata; Lingulida; Lingulidae
Product: spindle assembly abnormal protein 6 homolog
Biological process (GO): centriole replication
Cellular component (GO): centriole; centrosome
Source: RefSeq, a predicted model, not a curated record
AUGUAUUCUGUGCAGUACAAGCCAGUCCAGACCCAUGGUCCUGUGAGUAAGAGCACCCCAGUGCCACCUAUACCAGAGGAGAUUAGUCCAGUUUACACACAACAGGGAAGGCAGCAAAACAGGCAAAACAAAGAAAAUGACCCCCCUCUGAGCCAGAAGUACCUCCAGCCAGGACAGGCUGCUGUCCCCCUGCGUCACAUGACCCCACAGACCACAACGCCACCUACAACACAGCUGGCCGCUGAGAUACCUCUCCAGAAAACUACCAGACUCAGUCAGCAAAUUGUUGUGCCGAAACUGAACCCACGACCACAGCCCCCCCUGGUGUCCUCUUACUUCCCCAGUAAACCAAAGACAACAUGAUAGAGUAUAUCACCAGUGUGUGCGUGCAUGCAUUAGUGCGUGGUCUGGUGGGGCGUCCAGCUGGUAUAACAAGCACCAAAUGGCAUCAGGGCAGUCCCAAGGAGCAAUAUUACAGGCACUGUAAUAAAAUGAACCAGUUUUAUUGCAUGGACUUUCUCCCUUAGUGCACCCCAGAAUAAACUACCGCUCUGAAACCAAACUGUUGGUGUAUUAACUUGGACUGAGUUGUUAUUUAUGGUGCAGAGAUUUCAGAGCCAUAUGAGAAACGUGCCGGUGAGACUUGCUUAGAAUUACCAUAUUUUAUAAAUAUGGAGACAUAAAGGCACUGUAAAUCUAUUUUAUAGUUCUCGUGGAAAUGCAGUGAAAUAUUAUUUGUGUACCAGAAUCCAGGGAGUAAAUGUGACGUGAAAUAGUGUCAGUCUUGACUGAUGGCAUUGUGUGAACAGCAGGUCGCACAGUGUCAGGUCUGAGUGUUAGGUUGGAAAGUCAGGUCGUAGAGUAUUAAAUCGUCUGGUGAAGAUUCCGUGAUGAAUCAAGCCUGACAACAAAGUUCCUCAGGGCCAUCCACCCACGAGGAGCUUCCACGUGUGAGAUAAUACGAUUUCCCCACAUUAUAACGGUCCACUGUCCACGUGUUCCGACAUGGCAUAGUGUGAUGAUAUCAGCAGCGGUGAUCAUUAGACUGUUUUAGCCAUAAGAAGUUAUAGCACGCGCCGUUUCUCAUCAUGAACGUAAAAUGUUCGUAUUCUAUCUCGUGCAUGCGAUUGUAGCUUGAAAUAAUUUAAAGAGAGUUCGAAUACCAUUGUGGCAGUUUUUCAUCCAGUACUGUAGUUUUUCCAUAUUAGGUCUAUUUGCUGGUGUGCUGUUAACUCGCCUUUUACAAAUAGAACGUGUAGUAUUCAAUGAAAUGAUGUGCUCACGAUAUUUAUAGUUAUGACGGGCAUUCGUCGGCAUC